Molecule: messenger RNA, 2953 nt
Organism: Erythranthe guttata (spotted monkey flower)
Lineage: Eukaryota; Viridiplantae; Streptophyta; Magnoliopsida; Lamiales; Phrymaceae
Product: U3 ribonucleoprotein (Utp) family protein
Biological process (GO): rRNA processing
Cellular component (GO): small-subunit processome; nucleolus
Source: RefSeq, a predicted model, not a curated record
UUCUAAAAUCGAAACCUACCCCCCAUCACUAUUCCUCCUCCUCUUUUCCCCGCCGAGAGAGCGACGGUCCGCCGCCUUCUCCCUUCUCACCGCCGCCUUUCCAAUUGGAAUCACCGGCAGCUUAAAUUGAACCUGGGAGUAAUCGGAAACAAUGAUGGUUGAUAAGAAGCGAAAAUCGAGGAACGGAGCAACUGAAACUCGUAAGAAGAAGAAGACGAGCAACAAGAAAAAAAUUGAAUCGAAGGACAACAGAGUUCGGCGUGGGCCCCAUCUCCCGAACGCUAUUCGGAGGGAGGUCGACCGAUUUAGCCGCAGUGGCGAGGGAGAAUCCGCUUCAGAUGAUGAACAGGUUGAUUUUGAUGAUGGAGUUCGUAACGAUUUCUAUGAAUACGAAGAAGAUGUUCCGGAAGAGGAAACGAUGAAGAACAAGCGCUUUGACCCUGUUGAGAACUAUCAGUUUGAGCUUCCUGAAAAUUUUCAGGACGUCAAUGUCACAUCCGACGAAGACGACGAAGAUGAUAAUCUCGAAGGAGACGAUGAAGAUGAAACCGAAGAUGAGGGAAGGCAUGCCAGGAUGCUGGAAGAGAUUACUGGACUCCCCAGUGAUGCUUUUGGAGGUAAAAAGAAGAAAGAUUUCAUAAUAUCUGAGGCAUAUCCAGAAUCUGAAUACAAUCCUAGUGGUGAUAUUCUUGAUGGUGAUGGCCGGAUUAGUAUUGAGGAUCUUAUGGACCCACUGCAUGGUAAGACGGGGUUCAGCAAACUUAGGAAGAAUUUGCACCGUAUGGACAAGAAGUCUAUUCAUGCACCACUUCCCAAGACGGAUCAAGAUAGAAUCGAGCGAAAGGCUGCUUAUGAACAAUCUAAAAAGGAUAUUACCAAGUGGGAACCUGUCGUCAAGAGGAAUAGGGAGGCAUCUACUUUAUAUUUUGAUGAAGACGUGGACUUAGGAUUUUCAACUAUAGGUGCAAUUGCUUCUGGGUUUAGACCAAGAACUGAUUUCGAGAAAAAAAUUGCUUCUUUUGUCAACCAAAAUGAAGUUGUUGAUGCUCAUAAGAAUGAUGGCGCAAGGCUUCUUGAGCUGAACAAGAUAUCCGUUGAAGAAAUGAAGGAUAGACAGGAACGGCUUGCGAAAAUGCGUAGUUUUCUCUUUGCCCAUGAGAUGAAGGCAAAACGAAUUAAAAAGAUCAAGUCCAAAACCUACCAUCGGUUGCUAAAAAAAGACCGUAAAAAGGCGGCAGAAGCUGCAUUUCAAAUGGAUCCUGAAGCUGCCAAGGAACAAGCAAUGAAGCAAGAGUUCAAAAGGGCCGAGGAACGAAUGACCUUAAAACACAAAAACAGCUCUAAAUGGGCAAAGCGAAUCUUACAACGUGGUCUGCAAGUCCAAGAUGACGCAACCCGAGAAGCUUUUAACGAACAGCUUAAUCAACAUGCUGCUUUGACGAGAAAAAUGAAUUCUGUGAAAGAGAGCAGUGACAGUGAUGAGAGCAGUGACGAUGAUGACAGUGAUGACAUGUCAGCCGGUUCAGACCAGGAUAAGACAUCGAAAUUGCUAACAAAAGCCAAGGAGAAGACAAUGAAAGUAUUACAAGGGGAUGAAGAGUUGCCGAAGUCUGGAGUGCUUUCCUUACCUUUCAUGGUGCGUGGGUUGAAAAAGAGAAAAGAGGAGGCUGAUGAAGAAGCAAAGCGUGCCCUUGAAGAGUAUGACUCAUCAUUGACACAGUUGGAAGAUAAAAACAUGUCAGGAAGUUUUGACAAGGGUGCCUCGAGUGGUAGGAGGACUUUUGGUAUUCCCAAAAAGAUUGUUAGUGAAACGAGUAAGAAGCAAAAGUCGGAUAACUACUAUGGGAACAGUGAUAGUGAAGAUGAUUUCGAUGCCAAGGAAGAAGAUGUUACUGAACAUAAUCAGGAUUAUAAAUCUCUUAGAGAGGUGGAGGUUGACCCUAAUUUGCUUCGAGAAGAGUUUGGGAUGAGUCAAGACUCCGUGUUUAAGAGCUUUGAAGAUGCUGAAAACCCUGAGCCCAAGUCGACUUAUGAAGUUGCUUUCUUGGCUUCAAAUUCAUGGAAAAAGAUGAGACAGCCAUCAGAUACUAAUAAAAAGAAUGGAAGCAGCAACAGUAUUCUCCAGUCUGGAGUAACUAUAGAAACAGUGGAACACGAUCAGAAUACCGAGCAGGAAAGCGGUGAUGAUGAUGACGCUAGUGAUUCAGAUAGUGGUGGUGAAAUGGUGGAUGGAAUAUUAUCUUCUGGUCCUAAGUCUGCUGCUUAUGAGCUUCCAUCUCAAGCGGAACUUAUUCAACGUGCUUUUGCUGGAGAUGAUGUUGAGGAAGAGUUUGAGAAAGAUAAGGAAGCUGUCUUAGACGAGGAAAACCCGGAACCUGAAAAGCCUGUCUUACUUCCUGGCUGGGGUCAAUGGACUAACGUACAGAAAAAGAAAGGCUUACCAUCUUGGAUGGUGCAAGAACACGAAAUUGCCAAGAAUAAAAGGUUGGAAUCUUUAAAGAAGAGGAAGGAUGCACAUCUCAAUAAUGUCAUCAUUUCGGAGAAGUUGGAUCGAAAGGCUGAGAAACUACAUACAAAGACACUGCCUUAUCCUUUUACAUCUACGGAAGUUUUCGAACAAAGUAUCCGUAUGCCAAUUGGACCAGAAUUCAAUCCUGCAACUGCUGUUGGAGCUCUUAACCGCCCAGAGGUGGUGAAGAGAGCUGGUCUUAACAUCAAACCAAUUCAAUACGAGGAUAUGAGUGUCCGCGAGAGAGUGGAAGCUCGUAAGCGCGAUGCUCAGAAACAACGAAAUGGUAAAGAUAAAAGUCGAUCGAUGAAAAAGACCACUGCUAAGGUGUAAAAGCAAUAGGUGGUGUAAUUCUUUUCAACAAAUUUUGUAGACUAUAUUUAUAAUUUAUGUGACAAGAGUGCAUCCUUUAAAAUUAAUUUAUGUUUUUUUUCAUUUUUCCCA